Molecule: messenger RNA, 3022 nt
Organism: Nicotiana attenuata
Lineage: Eukaryota; Viridiplantae; Streptophyta; Magnoliopsida; Solanales; Solanaceae
Product: linoleate 9S-lipoxygenase 6-like
Exons: 9
Coding region: 349-2895 (848 amino acids)
Biological process (GO): lipid oxidation
Molecular function (GO): metal ion binding; protein binding; oxidoreductase activity, acting on single donors with incorporation of molecular oxygen, incorporation of two atoms of oxygen
Source: RefSeq, a predicted model, not a curated record
ACCUUUCAAUACUUCAAAUGAAAUAAGUUUAGUUUAUUCUAUUGUGCACAUUCUAUAUCAUCCCAUGCUUUUUCAAAAUCUGUCAUACUAAGUGCUCGUGUAUAUAAGCCUUUACAUUAGACAAGAAGCUUUACUGCUAAAGUAUAUACUAGUCUGCUUGAGCACCUGAAAGGAAACCUCAAAGCAAGGCAAUGAAUCUGAUGCAAUGCUAAAAUCUCAAGCUAUGACAAACUUUCUUCGCCUAGUAAGAUCUUGUUCUCUCAUAUAUCAUUUAGAAAGAGGAAAUAUUAGAAAAUUCUGAUACUACAACGGCAACAUUUUGACACCAAAUAUCAAUUAAAGAAAACGAUGGAACAUUCAAGGAUAAUUGAUUGUCUGAAUGUUUUUCAAGGAAGUGUGAAGGCUCAACUGGCUGAAAGCAAGAAACAUGCAGAGUCUAUUAAAGGAGAAAUCAUCAUUCAACAUUGCCCUGCAAAAUCAAGCCUUGGAAAAGCUAUCCGUAUUCAACUAUACAGUCUCUCUAAAAUUGACCCAAGUACGGGGGAAGGGAAGCUGAGUCAAGAAGCGUACCUGAAUCAUGGGAAACGUAUCCACAAGAAGCCUAACGGUAACAGAGGUUUUCAGUAUGAAUUGACAUUCGAGGUUGACCGAGAUUUUGGACUUCCAGGAGCUUUUGUCAUCUGGAACCAACACAAACACAAGUUUUUUCUUCAAUCAAUGUCUCUCCAAGUUACAUUCAGACAAAUGGUUCAUUUCGAAUGCAAUUCUUGGAUUUAUCCCAAUCAUUUAACUCAAAAAGCAAGGAUUUUUUUCUCAAACACUUGUUAUCUUCCAAGCCAAACACCAAAUAGUCUGCUGCAACUAAGGAAACAAGAACUUGAUACCUUGAGAGGAGAUGGAACUGCAGGGAGAAUUAGAGAAUGGCAUCGGGUUUAUGACUACGAUUUCUAUAAUGAUCUCGGUGAUCCUCACCAAGGGGAAAGACCAGUUUUAGGAGGUUCAGUUUCUUAUCCGUAUCCAAGGAGAGGAAAAACUGGUGAACCACAUAUUCAUUCAGAAAAUGAGAAGGGGAUGUUCAAGACAGACAACUGUAUCCCUCCAGAUGAAAGAUUUAGCCCCGAGAAACUAUCAGAGUUUGCGAAGAAAGUUAUCCAGGCCGCUUUGCACUAUGUCGUUUCUCAGGAGGGUUCGAUGUUAAGAGAAGAAAGCAACCAAUUCAAGUCAUUCAAUGAGAUCAAAGGGCUAUUUCCGGGAAAGAAAAGCAGAGGGGUGGAAGAAUGGAUGAUAAGGAAACUGGAAACUCAUCUACCAAAAGAGAUUUUCAAGCAGACUGAACGUAGAAUCAAAGAUUACACAGCAAAAUUUCCAAUGCCUCAGUUAUUUGCAGGGAACGAACUUGCAUGGAAGGAUGAUACAGAGUUUGGGCAUCAGAUGCUUGCAGGAAUUAAUGCAACUCUAAUUCAGUGUUUGCAGGCUUUUCCACCAAGAAGCAAGAAUGGAAUAUGGAGUUCAAUAAGAAGAUCACACAUAGAACAUAACCUUGAUGGGCUCACUCUUCAAGAGGCAAUGAACCAAUGGAGGAUUUUCAUCUUGGACCACCAUGACUACCUCAUGCCAUUUUUGGGAAAAAUAAACAAAAAUGGUGUAUGUGCAUAUGCAUCCAGAACUCUGCUAUUCUUAAAGGACGAUGCCACGCUAAAGCCACUGGCAAUAGAACUAAGUUUACCAGGGCUUUCACCUGGCACUGAGAUCCACAGGGUAUUUCGUCCAGGGACCAAUGGAUCAGAGGCAGCCUUAUGGCAGCUUGCUAAAGUUCAUGUGGCAGUAAACGACUCUGGUUAUCAUCAGCUAAUCAGCCACUGGCUAAAAACUCAUGCAGUUGUAGAGCCAUUCAUUAUUGCCACCAGAAGGCAGUUGAGUGUUAUGCACCCGAUUCACCGGUUAUUGGAUCCUCAUUUCAAGGACACUAUGCAUACUAAUGCAUUGGCUCGGAUUACAGUCUUAAAAGCUGGAGGAAUCUUCGAGAAGACCCUUUAUUCUGGAGAAGCAUCUAUGGAGCUAUCUUCUUCACUCUAUAAGGAAUGGAGAUUUGAUGAACAAAGCCUCCCUGGUGAUUUGGUGAAAAGAGGCUUGGCUUUCCAGAACCCAGAAUGCCUGGCUGGCAUUCAGCUUCUCUUUGAAGAUUAUCCAUAUGGUGCAGAUGGACUAGAAAUCUGGGUAGCAACCAAGAGAUGGGUAACAGACUUUUGUCAAUAUUUCUACAAGGAUGAUAAUUCCCUGAGAUCUGACCAUGAGAUCCAAGAAUGGUGGUCAGAGAUUAGGAAACUUGGUCAUGGAGACAAGUGUAACGAAACAUGGUGGAGCUCAAUGACUACCGUCUCUGACCUAGUAGAGGCUCUCACAACCCUUAUAUGGAUUUCCUCAGGUCUUCAUGCUUCAGUUAACUUUGGACAAUAUGAAUAUGCGGGUCAUCCACUAAAUCGCCCAACCAAAUGUCGGAAUUUCAUCGCGAUGGAAGGGACAAGAGAGUACGCAGAGUUUCUCCAUGACCCAGACAAGUUCUUUCUCAAAAUGUUACCCAACAGGUCUGAGAUUACCCUAUAUUUGGCGCUAUUAGAGGUACUGUCAGCGCAUACAUCUGAUGAAGUAUACUUGGGUCAACGACAAUCUCCAAACUGGAUAGAUGACGUAUGGGUAAAGCAAAGGUUUGAGCAAUUUGCCGAGGAACUUAAUGAAGUGCAUAAAAGGAUAGUGGAGAGAAAUGCAGAUUCCAAACUUAAGAACAGACGGGGGCCGUCCAAUAUCCCGUACAAGCUUCUGGACCCUACAGUCUCCAAUAUUAAAUCAGGUCAGGGUAUCACAGCAAUAGGGAUACCUAAUAGCAUAUCCAUGUAAUCAGUAUUAUAAAAUAUCUGUCGAAGUGUGUCUCAUCAAGUCUCUUGUAUCAGUGAGUGUAAAAUACUUUUUAAAAAAAAAGGACCGAUGGAAGAGCCUUAACUAUGUAUCUAAGGCUUAAAGCUCA